AUGACGGAUGACAAAGUUGAAUCCUUUGCUGACGCCGCCAAACAACAAACCCCUCUCCAUCCGGUUUACACCGUUACUGAUAUCCAGAAAAAAUGGAAGAAAAUCGAUGCCAUUGUCCUUCAGUGGAUUUAUAGCACGUUAUCUUAUGAAUAUCUUCUGCGGGUUCUCGAAUCCGACUCUACGGCACUUCAAGCUUGGAACAGGUUAAAAGCUAUCUUCUAUAACAACAAGGGCCCGCGAUGCACCGCCUUACAAACCAAGUUUGUCAAUCUUAAACUCAGUGCUUGUGCUUCUCUGGAGGCAUAUUGUCAGACUCUUCGUGACUUGGCUGCUCAGCUGGAUGAUGUUGGCAGUCCUGUCAAUGAACAGUUGUUGGUUUUGCAGCUUGUGUGA
Helianthus annuus (common sunflower) is the source of this 393-nucleotide messenger RNA. RefSeq lists its product as uncharacterized. The record is from RefSeq and is a predicted model, not a curated record. Lineage: Eukaryota; Viridiplantae; Streptophyta; Magnoliopsida; Asterales; Asteraceae. The coding region runs from base 1 to 393 and encodes 130 amino acids. The transcript is spliced from 2 exons.